UGUGGUGGUGUUUGGUCUGGAGACAGUGUCCAUGAGGAAAAGACAGGAGACAGAGCUGGAGGUAGCAGAGUUGAAGAUGCUGAGGUUCUCUCUAGGAGUGACCAGGAAGGAUAGGAUCAGGAAUGAGUACAUCAGAGGGACAGCACAUGUUAGAGGUUUUGGAGAUAAAGUCAGAGAGGCCAGACUGAGAUGGUUUGGACAUGUCCAGAGGAGAGAUAGGGAGUAUAUAGGUAGAAGGAUGCUGAGUUUGGAACUACCAGGCAGGAGGCCUAGAGGAAGACCAAAGAGGACAUAAAGGUAGUUGGUGUGAGAGAAGAGGAUGCAGACGACAGGGUUAGAUGGAGGCAGAUGAUUCGCUGUGGCGAACCCUGAAGGGAAAAGCCGAAAGGAAAAGAAGAAGAUUUGAAAGUAUUGCCGACUUGGGGUGAGUGACAUGUGUUUUCUGUCGAAACACUGGUAUAUUUUCGGAGGGAAAAAAAAUUAAAAGCCAAACUUCGACGAAUCGCGAAUGUGCGGUUCGGUGUACAUAACCCUUUUACUCAGUCAGCAUUGGACUUACUUGACGCGUUGCUAAAAGAGCUAGAAGGUUCUACAAGAAGAUGCAAGCCAGCAGAACUACAUUGUGUACUUAUUUGAACGCGCCGUGUAAAAUAAAUAUGUAAAAAAUAAUGUUGUGAUGGACGCGCGUGCGCCACAGCGAGCUCCUUUACGCGGAUGGAUGACAUCAUAAAACGCGACCGUUCUCACGGCGAGAGCUCCGUGAAGCGAGCAAGUCUAACGGGUAGCGACGUGGAGAUGAUUAUCAUGUACUGACAACACACAGUCACCCCCAUUCUUCCAUGUAACCAGCGCCUAAGCCUUACACCUUAUUACAAACUCGUAGCUUUGAAGCUUCUCACGCUAGCUUAGCUUGUUAGCUGCUAACGAAAGAGACGCGGAAGUUAGCAACUCAUGCUAAAGCGCAUGAAAAUGUGCGCCAAAUCUGAGAGCGUUGGCGAACCAGCGACUAACCGCGGCUGUUGAAGAAAUGUUGGCAGCGUUGGAGAGAACGAAAGCAGGAACUUUCUCGAACUAAAGAGGAGAACGAGCGAGCGUCACGUUGUCAGUGACACUGUGGCUAAGAACCAUCAAAUGGGGUCGCACGGAGCAGACGUCAGUGAGGAAGAUCUUACCCCAGAGCAGCAGGAGCUCCAGCCCCCCCACAUGAAAGAGGAAGAGGAGGAACAAGUGUGGAGUGAGGAGGAUGCUGACAUGAGCAAGUUUGCAGUGAUUCGAGUGAUUGUGAAGAGUGACGACGAUGAGGCUGAAGCUCGGUCUUCACAGAUUGAUCACGGUCAAAGUGAGGAGAUGAAGGAAUCCGAACAAGACUGCCUCUUGGCUGCACUGUCAGAUCGUGACGGCACUAUGUCACGCUGUCCUGACACUGAUGAUGAAGACUCUGAAGAGGAUAUGACAUUUCAUACUGACGACUCAGACUUUAAAUGCUCUCAAUGCAAUAAGACAUUUGGCUACAAGAGAAAUUUGAAAGUACACAUGAGGUGUCACACAGGAGAGAAACCAUUCAUUUGCUCAUUUUGCAGUAAACGUUUUCAUCGAAAGGCACACUUGGUGGCACACACAAGGACGCACACGGGUGAGAAACCAUUUUCCUGCUCAGUCUGCAACACAAACUUCAAUGCCAGUUCAACGUUGAGUCAGCACAUGAGAACGCACACCGGGGAGAAACCUUACACCUGUUCGUAUUGUGGCAAAACGUUUUCUCAAAGGGGGCAACUGAUGGCACACACCAGAAAACACACGGGGGAAAAACCAUUUUCUUGCUCAGUCUGCAAAAGCAGUUUUUGCGUCCGCUCGGCUUUAGUUCAACACCUGAGAAUGCACACUGGCGAGAGACCUUUUUCCUGCUCAGUUUGUGGGAAGACGUUCUCCAGAAAAGUAACUUUGAAAGAACAUGCCAGAACGCACACGGGAGAAAAGCCCUUUUCAUGUUCAGUCUGCAACGUGAGCUUUAGUUUCCAGACAACUUUAAUUCGGCACAUGAGAACACACACUGGUGAAAAACCUUUUCCAUGCUCGGUCUGUGCUAAAAGAUUCUACGUGAAAAGAAGUUUAAGAGCUCACAUGAGAACGCAUACCGGAGAAAAACCGUUUUCCUGCUCAGUCUGCAGCACGCGUUUUAGCUUUCAGACGGCAUUAGUCAGACACAUGCAAACGCACACCGGGGAGAAACCCUUCAUUUGCUCAGUCUGCGGUCAAACAUUCUCUCAAAAAGGCACCUUAGUGAAACACAGCAGAACUCACACUGGUGAGAAACCUUGUACUUGCUCAUUUUGUGGCCAAGCGUUCUCUGACAAAAGCAGUUUGAUGACCCACACGAGAACACACACUCUGGAGAAACCCUUUCCGUGUUUGGUGUGCAGCGAAAGAUUCUCUCAAAAAGGAAACUUGAUGGCACACGCCAGGACGCAUACCGGAGAAAAACCCUUCUCCUGCUUAGUUUGCGCUAAAAGAUUCACUCGCAGAAACAGCUUAAUGAUACACACCAGGAAGCACACUGGAGAGAAACCAUUCAGCUGCAAUGCAUGCGACCACACCUUUUCUUACAAGUUCCAGCUGAGCAAACACAAGUGUGCUGGUGAAUAGAAGCAGCAGUAAAUUGAUGGCGAUUUUGUCCUCUUUUAGCUCUUGUGUUGAAUGUGUAUAAUGUAUAAAAAUAUAUCACAGUCUGAGAUACUGUAUGUGAAAGAUGUUUUCUCUCUCUGCCUUUACUUUUCUGAUUCUAAAUCAGAAUAAAACAAAAAUGACGCAAACAAAAAUUAUUUUUUAUCAACAAACUUAUUUGUGAGCCAUUCAACAAAGGAUACAGUCAAACCUCAGCAUUUGUAUGCCCGAGUUUUCCUAUCAUUCCGUUUUCAUUGAAAAUGUUCCCCAAUAUUUUCUUUUGCUUUUCAUACAAUAUUGCACACAAAGCACUCCACGUGUUGCUGACUCACCAAAAAGUAGCGCGUGGCAGCAAUUUGAUGCAGAAGGUGAGAAACACUACUGGAUUCCAUCUGGCCAGGAUGUACGGGAAGUCUGCAUCAACAAGUUCCAUCAAUUUCUCUUUAUAAUUAGCUCAUUUUCUGCAUGAAAAACUAUAAUCAUUCUCUAUGAAAUGUCUUUUUGGUUUUGUUCACUCUUCACGUCCUUAAAUGUGUCACCGCGGUGAACAGAAUACCUCAGCACUUCUACUUUUCUGCUCACUAUUCCACGUGCCUAAAGGAAUCGAAUACCACUGACCAUUAUUUCACAACGCUAAUAUGUUAAUGAUACUACUAAACACUAAUAAUAAUAAUAAAAACCAACAAGGAUGACAGGACACUCACCACACAGACACAAUGCCAGUCUACUGCACCAUACACUGUAUGACUUCUGUCGGCCGAUAUUUCCGGACAGACAGUAGAUGUGUAUUUCGUUGAUGCAUGUGGUGUAUGCGCCCAUAAAUCCACAGUCUAACAUUCAACAAAGCGGCUGCCCAAUUGAGUUGUAUUCCUCAAAAGAUCACCCCUUCCCACCCAUACACAUGUGCAGAGGUCGCUCACCUUUACCAUGACGUAUAGUGAAAAAGAUUGUAAUAAUCUUUCACUAUCUGGUCAUAAAGAUAAAGAGAACUCCCCACACACUCAGUCAAGGAGAAGCAUCUGAUCAGACAGAAAAGAAAGAGGCCUUCAACCAAGAGUGGUCGAGAGCCCCAAACUACUAAAAACCACUAUUAUUGAUACUAAAACUAUGAUGCGACAGAACUGUAAACUUCUGAAAUAUAACAUCAAACAUUACCAUGUAUGUGGCACCGAACAUCUGUUAUGCUGUGUUGUCAACAGGUCUUCGCAACAGGAUGUUCAAACCACAGAAUAUAUGAGUCACACAAGAAAAGAACAAGGAAAAAAGAACAUGAAAAAUCCCUGUUCGGGGUUUGCUCCGUGGGGUCAGGUGCUGGGUGAUACAUCUCUGCCGCCCG
This is a messenger RNA of Dunckerocampus dactyliophorus (ringed pipefish), 3997 nucleotides long. Its product is annotated as gastrula zinc finger protein XlCGF57.1-like. Bases 1132 to 2643 code for a protein of 503 amino acids. Gene Ontology annotation, cellular component: chromosome. The record is from RefSeq and is a predicted model, not a curated record. Gene Ontology annotation, molecular function: chromatin insulator sequence binding. Lineage: Eukaryota; Metazoa; Chordata; Actinopteri; Syngnathiformes; Syngnathidae. Gene Ontology annotation, biological process: regulation of transcription by RNA polymerase II. The transcript has 2 exons.